AUGGAGAAUGCUAAUAACAGACAGUCCCCAUUGAGAAAAGCUGAUGCCACUACAGGUGGUUCUAAAUCAACAGCUGGCACGAUGGUUCAAGACACGCAGAUCGAUUGGCAAAAGCAAUGGUUGAUCCAAAAUAAGGAAUUGCAACAUGUUAAAGAACUGAACAAAUUUCUAGAACUGGAACACAAAGUUCAAUCCGAGCCUUAA
This is a messenger RNA of Naumovozyma castellii, 204 nucleotides long. RefSeq lists its product as uncharacterized. The transcript has a single exon. Lineage: Eukaryota; Fungi; Ascomycota; Saccharomycetes; Saccharomycetales; Saccharomycetaceae. The record is from RefSeq and is a predicted model, not a curated record. The coding region runs from base 1 to 204 and encodes 67 amino acids.